AUGGCAAAUAAUAAAAGUCCUGCAACAAAUCCAAAAGGCGAAUAUGUUCGCGGCGUAACUGCUUUUCAUAGUUCGAUUAAGGACGAUCUUGCAGCUGAAUAUCCAGCAGAAGCAAAUCGUUAUCAUUUAUAUGUUGCAUUAGCAUGUCCUUGGGCUCAUCGAACACUGGUUUUAUUGAAAUUGAAAGGUCUUGAUCAUGUUAUAUCAUAUUCGGUUGUUGAUAGUUUACUUGAAAUGGAAAAAGGCUGUGGCUGGGCAUUCGGAGAGAAAUAUCCUGAUCCACAUCAUCCAACAUUUACGCAUCUUAAAAAUGUUUACCAAUUAAAUGAUCCAGAUUAUAAUGGUCGUGUUACUGUGCCUGUGCUUUUCGAUCUUAAAAGUCAAAAGAUAGUUAAUAAUGAAUCUUCGGAAAUUAUUCGCAUGCUCAAUUCUGAAUUCAAUAAAUUUGCUCGCCAUCCAGAGUUAGAUCUCUAUCCGGAACAUCUUCGUUCUCGUAUUGAUGAACUCAACGAUCAGAUUUAUCCUAAAUUAAACAAUGGAGUGUAUCGAGCUGGUUUUGCCAAAUUCCAAGAGGCAUAUGAUGCUGCAUUCGAAGAUAUUUUCUCAAUGUUAGAUGCACUUGAAGGUAUUCUUUCCAAACAACGUUAUCUGAUUGAUAAUAAUCAAAUAACUGAAGCUGAUGUACGAGCAUGGGCAACACUAAUAAGAUUCGAUCCAGUCUAUUUUACACAUUUUAAAUGUAACAAAAAAAUGAUUUCAAAAGAUUAUCCAAAUUUAUUUGGGUUCGUACGUGAAUUGUAUCAAAUGAACGGAAUAAAACAAACAGUUGAUUUAGAUGAAACUAAAAAACAUUACUAUGCGUCACAUUUAAUGAUUAAUCCAACAGGAAUCAUUCCACGUGGACCCGAAAUCGACUAUGACUUACCACAUGGAAGAGAUCGAUUCAACUAG
Rotaria socialis is the source of this 951-nucleotide messenger RNA. The record is from the annotation of a GenBank genome assembly. NCBI's taxonomy places the organism in Eukaryota, Metazoa, Rotifera, Eurotatoria, Philodinida, Philodinidae.